UCCAUUCAGGUUCUUCUUUCUCUCCCUCGUUGAUAAAAAAAACAAAAAAAUCACGGGAGAGAAAGAAAAUCCAAAAUGGGAGUCCCACCACCCGACGACCCGAAACACAAGAUCGUAAUGGGGUACCCCUCCAUGGAUAGGUACCACCUACAAGCUACCCCCGCACCCUACCCACCGCCCACUGUUUACGGCUCGUCGUCUAUCCACCACCAUCAAUUAUACCCCUCCACAUCAUCACAACCACCACCACCACCGUUCCAGCACGACGGACAAUAUCCAAACGCCGCCCCUCCGUUGGGGGGCAAUCAGUACAACCAACCGUACAACGAGUACUACUACCAACAACACUACAAGCCCCUCGUCCCACUAAACAACAACAACGACAGCGACAGCUCCUCUUUCGGUCGGGUGAUGUUGAUAUUGAUGAUCGUCCUGGUGGCGAGCAUGUGCAUGAUGAGCCUCGUCAUGUGGUUCCUCUUCGGGACAUACAUCCCCGAGUUCGAGGUCGCGUCCCUCAAGGUCUCCAAUUUCACCGCCACCGACACGACCCUGACGGGCACGUGGGAGGUGGAAUUGUCCGUGACCAACACCAACAAGGAGCUCGCGGUCAACUUCGACCGCGUGAUGUCGUCCAUAUUCUACAAGGAGGCCCUUCUGGGGAUUUCCACUCUGCAGCCGUUUCAGGUGGACCAGAUGAACCGGUCCACCGUCAACUUCUCCAUGCCGGCCGAGCAGAAGCCGAACGACAUGAAGCUGCAGAGCUGGGUCCUCCCGACCUUGUCGCAGGACCAGAGCAACGGGGUGGUGGUUUUCAGCCUGAGGUUGGCGAUGAAGACUAACUUCACGACGGCGAAUUUGGUUUACAGACAGGAGAACUUGAGAGUGUUGUGCGAGAAUGUGCAGGUCGUCUUUACGGUGGGCGGCAAAGGGACCAUGUCCCCCGGCUUAGGGAACAUUUGUUUGAUACGUUUGCAUGACGGCGACGAGGUAUCUCAGAUUAACGCUAAAGAUCGGUUGGGGAUAUGCAUCGGAGAAUCACAAACCAAAAAUCAUUAG
Erythranthe guttata (spotted monkey flower) is the source of this 1056-nucleotide messenger RNA. Lineage: Eukaryota; Viridiplantae; Streptophyta; Magnoliopsida; Lamiales; Phrymaceae. The record is from RefSeq and is a predicted model, not a curated record.